Molecule: messenger RNA, 774 nt
Organism: Plasmodium vinckei vinckei
Lineage: Eukaryota; Apicomplexa; Aconoidasida; Haemosporida; Plasmodiidae
Product: conserved Plasmodium protein, unknown function
Exons: 1
Coding region: 1-774 (257 amino acids)
Source: RefSeq, a predicted model, not a curated record
AUGGAAAAGAUAAAAACAGUCACACCCCUUAUAGUUGGAUCAUAUGGACUAACAUUAAGUUGCUAUUUAAUGUACGAGAAUCGAACGAAAAAAAAAUGGGCAAAAAUAAAUGGGAGUGUUGAUCAUGUUACAUUAAAAUAUUCAAAACAUUUUCAAGGUGGAUCAUUCCACUUAAAUAUAAAAUAUUUCUUUUUCAUAAAUAAUGAAAGGAUUGAAAAUGAUAAAGAAUAUAAAAUAUACAUGGAUUUAUUUAAAACCCCCAAAGGUGAUCAAAAUAUAGAAACAAAUAUCUAUACAAAAAAUAUUUUUGAUCAAGUAUCAAGAGAAAAGGAUAUUUGCAUUCUGUAUAAUCCACAAAAUUAUAAUCAAUCAGAACCCUUAAUAUAUAUUUAUAAUAAUGAGAUCUUAGAAGAAUACAAGUUAAUUAAUAAAUUAAAAAAGAGAAUCUGUAAAAUACAAAAUAUGUUAUAUAGUUAUAUCGAUAUUAGAAAAAUUACAGCAAACUUAUCCCUUUUUAAUAAAAUCGGAACAGAUAAGAACAAAUGUGUAGAAGAUGCCCAUAAGGAGAAGGACCCUAGCGGCAAUCAUAGUGAUAUUGGAAAUAAUAAUAAGCUUUUAAAAGAUAAUAAAAAAUUAAUAAAUGCAUACGACAUAAAUAGUUUAUUUCCUAUUUAUAUGUUCUCAUGCAGUAUGUUUUUAUGUUUGUCUUUUUUUUUGAAGAAAAGAAUUCAUACAGUGAGAAAUGAAUUGUUACAAAAAAAAAUUUUAAAAUAA